UUCUCUAGGUUAAACAGCCACGGAUAACCUGUCAAUUUGUUAUCAAUUAGUCGCGGGAAUAAACGCUAUUUUCUGAUUAAUGAAUGAAGAGGGGUGGAUUAAUAAUGAGUGAUGUAAAAAACGUCAUCAACUUAUUAUGCAAACACAUUGGCCAAUGCACGGAAGUGCAAGUACAUCCGGAGUAUUUCAAAGCAGCCAAAUAUAAUGAAGAUUCACCGGAAGUUGUUCAAUGUUUUUGGACGGUUUUAAAUAUUCUGAGUUAUUACGCAAUCAAGAAAACACAGCCAGGAAUCGAUUUUCAACAUUAUGAUGAAUUGAAAUCUACGAAAUUAUACUUUGCAUAUCUUCAGUAUCCGAGCAUCGAAUUCUACGGCUUAUUAGAUAAAAAUGCCAGAAAUAAUCGAGAACUUUUAUUGGCAUUAGCCUGGCUCAUCGGUAUGCACAAUGUUUUGGAAACUGCGAUGAGGUUCAAACUGGUUGAGAGUAUUUUAGGUGGAGAAUGUGUGCAGAGCGGUGAUUCACUGAAACGUAAACAAGAGGAGAAUAAUGAGAACGAAAAUGUGUCGUCAGAGCUGAUCGAUCAAAUUCAUUCGAUCGUACACAAGUGCAUGACAGUGAGUAAUAAUUUGAAGGACAUUAAUGAACUCAUCUCUGAGAGGAUUAAAUCAACGAGUAAAGUACAUGCAGCGUCUUCAAACAGCUGCGGACUCCCACAUUUGAAUGUACCGGAAAUGAGCAUCAUUAAACAAUUUGUGACGCAUGAGGAUAAAUAUUCAGAGCACAACGAAAAGAAUCUUGUUGAUUUACAGCGAUUGGGAGUUAUGCUUGAGACACAUUCUAUGUGGAGGAGAAACGAGGAAAUUUUUUUCGAUUGGAUGGGGACAGUACUCGAGGAGCACAAGCGAAGUCCAAUGACAGAAUUCUCCGAAAAGACUGUGGACGAAUUUUCCACAUUCAUUUGCAUUCUUCGGCACUUGACAAAGAAAAAAAUCCACUCACUGAAGCAUUCUGAUGGCCUCGCUGGGGAAAACAUCUCGAAGAUUCCAUGUACCUCCAGAUUUUCAAGAACUCAGGAGAGAAACACUAAUGCAAAUCUCUGGGGUUCUGAAAUUUCUCAACGACUCGAAGAAGAGCAAGCGAAAACCUCCGAAAAAAUGAAGGAAUUGGCAUCAGAAUUGAAAGCAAUGCUCAAGUCAAUUCCUAAUUGCAUUCAGAUUUGAUGUGAGAUAAAAUUGAACUGACGUUCAUUUCAAUAUUGUAAUAACACAUCGUUAAAUAUUGGGAACGUGAUAUUAAUGUUCGUUCAAAUUGAGUUUUGCAUAACAUUUUUUAUUAUUGAAGGUGAAAACUAAAUGAAAAUUAUAAGGUUCCGUGUCUUAUUUUCCCUGACACUUUUUCCUCAUGCCACUUCUUCCCUCUCUUUUUCUCCCUCCGACAUUUAUCCAUACGUACGGACACGGUCUAAAAAUUGUAUUUUCGGACUUUUUGGAUCAUAAUGAGUCGAUAUAACACAAACAAUCAAAAAAUUAAACUUUAACGAUUACAGUGCUUCCACUCAGAAGCACAAAGACAAAAAAGAGGAAUAAAGUAAACUCGCUCCUUGGUGAGAUAAACGAAAUAAAUUCAACGAUGAACAAUAA
Molecule: messenger RNA, 1640 nt
Organism: Diachasma alloeum
Lineage: Eukaryota; Metazoa; Arthropoda; Insecta; Hymenoptera; Braconidae
Product: tubulin epsilon and delta complex protein 1
Exons: 5
Coding region: 84-1220 (378 amino acids)
Source: RefSeq, a predicted model, not a curated record